UCAUUCUCUUCUAGCCUCCAAGGCAAUUCAGUACACAGAAAGAGGUUCUUCGACGAUCAAAAAUCAAGUUUUUGUGUCCAGAAUGUCUCCGAGGUUUCCCACGACCAGACACUCUAUACCGACAUCUCCAAGAGGUAGAUGAUGAGGCCCACGAAGGGUUUAGUUUGAGGAAAAAAGACUUCAAGCGAUUCUUCCCAUGCUAUCAAGAGUGCCUCGGUGCUUCAGUCCCAUCGAACUGUCUGCCCAAGCCGCCACAUUGCUUUGAAUCGCAGUUUGUCAUCGAACACUGGGCAAGGAUUUGUGUAACGGUGUCAGUCCGAUUUCCGACCAUGGUAUGUGGUUGGAAAGCUAGACCUGCUGGCGACUUGUAUAUAGUAACACAUCAAGAAGUUUUGCAAAAUUUUCGCACACGCCCUGUUCUUCUUGAUGAAUCAGUAAAGUCUGUCCCAAUUUACUUCGAUCGCCAAGCGCGUGGCCACAGUCACCGCCCACUGCAUAAAGCUGAUACAAGUUCGCCGUCUGGUAAGAACCCAAAUAUCCUUAGAAUCAGCCAUCGGCAACCGAUGAUGUAG
Molecule: messenger RNA, 572 nt
Organism: Aspergillus homomorphus CBS 101889
Lineage: Eukaryota; Fungi; Ascomycota; Eurotiomycetes; Eurotiales; Aspergillaceae
Exons: 1
Coding region: 330-572 (80 amino acids)
Source: RefSeq, a predicted model, not a curated record